GUCUGUCGGGCACGGAACGUCUCCAUUGGCCCUGCUGACGCUGCCUGAGGCUGCCUGACCCGGUCAGUACUGUGACCCAGGUUUGUCCUUCGCCAUAUUCUGGACCCAUCCGCCGAACGGCACAGACACGCUCCUCCGCUCCUCCGACCACGGUGCCUCUCCCACUCCCUGUGCUUUGUCGCGACAAACAUGCGGAAGCGAGAGGCCCGCGCGAGCAUACGGUCUGCGCGGAUCGUCGGUCACUCAUGGUGCACAAAUUACGCCGAUGUCGCUGCAGGACGUACUCGCGCUUCCGAUGCGGGAUACAAGACGAUUCCCGCGCACUGCAAAGUAGCCGCUUCUCCUUGUUUAUAGACGUAAAUGAUUACACCGUGAUCAGAAUCUCCAUCUCCAUAAUUCAGCGUCAUUGGCUAGGCAGCUAUAAGUCCUCGCCCUUUCUAUGGCGCGUGUAGCCCCCUCGCCGCCGAACCCUCCCCCUGCUCAGCGCGGUCAUGGCGUCCCUCAAGGCCGGUUCCUCCAGCGAUUCCGCGCACGGUGAGGCCGCGAGACACCUUUUCGACGAUGCAGACGUCGGAAACAGCCAUGGCGCCCUCGAGGACCAAAAGUUCGAGUACGAGGACGCGCCCCAGCGCAUUACGCCCCUGCCGAGGGCCCAGCUGGCUACGCUCUGUGCCAUUCGACUGGUCGACCCGAUUGCCUUCACUCAGAUUUUCCCUUAUGUCAAUGAGAUGAUGGAACGCCUACACCUGACGAAUGACCCCUCUAAAAUCGGCUUCUACAGCGGAAUGGUCGAGAGCAGCUUUGCUGUCUCGCAACUAUGCUGUAUCUACAACUGGGCCAUGCUCUCUGACAAAAUCGGUCGUCGUCCGGUGGUCUUGACUGGCAUACUGGGCAUCGGCUUAUCGACUAUGCUCCUCGGCACUGCUCACACUCUGGCUGGGAUUCUGCUGGCCCGAUGCGUAGCCGGCAUCUUCUCCGGCAACAUUGCCGUCAUCCACUCUGUGCUUGGAGAACUCACCGACUCGACCAACCAGGCGAUAGCCUUCCCUAUUUACGGUCUGUUCUGGCCCCUUGGUGCCAUCAUCGGUCCCCUACUAGGCGGCACCUUCUCCAAUCCCGCAGAGCGUUUUCCGGAUCUAUUCGACUAUGACUUCCUCAGAGAGUACCCCUACUUCCUGCCAUGCUUCGUCGCAGGUUGCCUCUCCGUCUGUGGAGCGCUCCUCGUGUACCUCUUCCUCGAGGAGACGCUGCCCAGCAAAUGCAACCGGGGGGACUACGUACCGAUGCGGCAUGUCGGGUCUGAGCACAGGAGCGCCGAUCCUGAGAAGCCGCCACAAACAGCGGGCAUCCGGUAUCUACUGUCAAUCCCGCUGAUUAAAGCGCUCUGCCUCAGUGGAUUCGCCCUCGCUUUCCUCAACACCGGCUUCGACGUAACCUUCGUGCUCUUCUCCUACUCCGCCGUAGAGCGCGGCGGACUCAACUUCCAGACGCACCAGAUCGGCUAUGCGCUCGCGAUGUCCGGCGUCGCGUCCGUGCUGCUCCAGCUGCUCUUCAUGCCGUACCUCCUCAAGCGCUUCGACCACGCGCGGAUGUACAAUGUCUUCAUGGCGAUCUGGCCCUUCUGCUACGUGCUCAUGCCCGGGCUGAACAUCAUUGCGCGCGCGGGCCUCGAUGAGGCGACGGGCGAGGUGAGCGAUGCGGCGAAGGCGUUCAUAUGGAUGGGCAUCGCCGGCUUGUUGUUGACGGCGAGGACGGCUUGUUUGGCGUAUUCUGUGAGCAUGAUCCUCGUCAAAGAGGCAGCUCCUGACCCGUCGGCACUCGGCUCGACUAACGGUCUCUGCCAAUUCUUCAUGUGCUUUGCGCGCUCCUUCGCCCCCGCGUUCACGAGCUCGCUCUUCGCCUUCUCCAACGGCUUCGACUCUUUCCUCCUGCGGUACCUCUGGGUGCUCGUCAUGGCCGUCGUCUCCUUUCUCGGCACGACGCUCUCGCGGCGGAUCGCAGAGGGCCGCCGUGCGCGCCCCAGCCCCAAGUAACUCCUCCCUGCAUCCGCGUCACCUCAUCUUUCCUUUCGCCGGCGUUGCGGCCACAGGUAGACUCCCUUUCUCUCCUAUCUGGACCGGUAGAAGAGCGCAGUCCCCCCCCCUACUUCCCCCCUUUCCACCAUACCUGAUGAUAGACAACAUCAACGAUUGAUUCCUCAUCACUUCACCCUCGCAUCUGUAGACGAUGUGCACGCAUGUUCCGAUUACAUCUCAUUCUUGUCGUCUGUUGUCGUCUGUCGAAGUCCUUCCUCUGUUGUAUUAGAGCAGUUGCUGUCGAGUAAAUCAAUGUAUGUAGCAGUUCCGUGUUGUGUGAUUUAUCUGAGGGAGAGGCCAUUGCCGACACUAACGAGUUCA
Molecule: messenger RNA, 2396 nt
Organism: Rhodofomes roseus
Lineage: Eukaryota; Fungi; Basidiomycota; Agaricomycetes; Polyporales; Fomitopsidaceae
Product: MFS general substrate transporter
Exons: 9
Coding region: 492-2033 (513 amino acids)
Biological process (GO): transmembrane transport
Molecular function (GO): transmembrane transporter activity
Source: RefSeq, a predicted model, not a curated record